Molecule: messenger RNA, 1656 nt
Organism: Populus euphratica (Euphrates poplar)
Lineage: Eukaryota; Viridiplantae; Streptophyta; Magnoliopsida; Malpighiales; Salicaceae
Product: L-ascorbate oxidase homolog
Exons: 3
Coding region: 1-1656 (551 amino acids)
Molecular function (GO): copper ion binding; oxidoreductase activity
Source: RefSeq, a predicted model, not a curated record
AUGGCUGGGGUUAUGAUAAUGGUGUUGCUCUGCCUCUCUGUAGGGACCAUGUUGGGAGUCCAGGGUGAAGAUCCUUACUUGUUUUUCACAUGGAACGUCACCUACGGUACCCGCUCUCCUCUGGGAGUUCCUCAGCAAGUCAUUCUCAUUAACAAUCAAUUUCCAGGUCCCAACAUCAACUCUACCUCCAACAACAACAUCGUCCUCAAUGUCUUCAAUAACCUUGAUGAGCCCUUCCUUCUGACAUGGAGCGGUGUCCAACAAAGGAAGAACUCAUGGCAAGAUGGAGUGCUUGGGACCAACUGCCCAAUCCUCCCGGGAACCAACUUCACCUACCACUUCCAGGUUAAGGACCAGAUUGGUAGCUACAUCUACUACCCGACCACAGGCAUGCACCGUGCAGCUGGAGGCUUUGGCGGCCUUCGCAUCAACAGCCGCCUGCUCAUCCCUGUACCUUAUGCUGAUCCCGAGGAUGACUACACCGUCAUACUUAAUGACUGGUAUACCAGCAGCCAUGCCACUCUCAGGAAAUACUUGGAUGACGGCCGCUCUCUUGCAAGGCCUACUGGUGUCCUUAUCAAUGGCAAAAACGCCAAGGGAGAUGGCAAGGAUGAGCCCCUCUUCAAAAUGAAGCCUGAAAAGACUUACAAGUACAGGAUCUGCAAUGCUGGGAUCAAGAAUACUCUCAAUUUCAGGAUCCAAGGCCAUACUAUGAAGCUUGUGGAGAUGGAGGGAUCCCAUGUGGUGCAAAACGUGUACGAGUCACUCGAUGUCCAUGUUGGACAAUGCUUCAGUGUCCUCGUGACAGCCAACCAAGCUCCCAAAGACUACUACAUGGUGGCUUCCACCCGAUUCAAUAAGCAGGUUCUCACCGCCAAGGGCAUCAUUCGUUACACCAACGGCAAGGGUCCAGCAUCACCUGAGUUCCCUGAGGCACCAGUUGGAUGGGCUUGGUCUCUCAAUCAAUUCCGUUCCUUCCGCUGGAACCUUACAGCCAGUGCUGCUAGGCCUAACCCUCAAGGCUCUUACCACUACGGUUCCAUCAACAUUACCCGCACCAUUAAGCUCGUAAACUCAGCUAGCCGAGAAGGUGGCAAGCUUCGCUAUUCCCUCAAUGGCGUCUCUCACGUUGAUCCAGAGACACCUCUCAAAAUUGCUGAGUACUAUGGGAUUGCAGACAAGGUGUUCAAAUAUAACACCAUCAAGGACAUGCCAUCAGCUAAGAUUGGUAAGGUUGUCACACAACCCAAUGUCCUCAACCAAACCUUCCGCAACUUCGUUGAAAUAAUCUUCGAGAACCACGAGAAGAGCAUGCAAUCAUACCAUUUGGAUGGUUAUUCCUUCUUUGCGGUCGCUAUUGAGCCUGGCACCUGGACCCCUGAGAAGAGGAAGAACUAUAAUCUCCUUGAUGCAGUGAGCAGGACUACUAUCCAGGUCUUUCCCAAAUCCUGGGCUGCCAUCCUCUUAACUUUUGAUAACGCGGGGAUGUGGAACAUCAGGUCUGAGAUGUGGGAGAAAGCAUACCUUGGUCAGCAGCUCUAUGUCAGUGUUCUCUCCCCUGAACUCUCUCUUAGGGAUGAGUACAACAUUCCUGACAAUGCUCUGCUUUGUGGGAAAGUCAAGGGCUUGCCCAAGCCUAAGCCAUACACCAUAUAA